CUAUACGAACCAAAACUGGUCUCUAUUUGUUUUUUAGGCAUUUAUUACUAGAGUUUCAGAGAAGUUCAACUUGUUCUCUGAAAUUGAAAUUAUUAAAUUCUUAUUAAAAUGAGGCAAUAUGGUCCUAAGCAUUUAAUAUGGAUAUUAAUUAUAUCCGGCAUUCUUAUAAAAGCCGAAGACGUUGGAGAUGAAUGCACCCCAAAUAACCAGAUAUCUGAAGGUAUCUGUACUCUGGUGAAUGAUUGUCCUCAGGCUGUAAUGGCAAUAAAAAAUAAAAGGUUUCAACCAUUUCAAAGAUGUGGAUUCAGAGGAUUUCAGGAGAUAGUUUGUUGCCCUACAACUGUGGACAAAUUUGGUCAAACAGAGAAAACAAGAACUAUUAAACGAAUUGCUGAACGAGAAUGUGACAAAAUCAUAUCUUCAACUGUACCUCCGCUCGACCUGUAUAUACUUGGCGGGGAAGCUGCAUCGAUGGGAGAAUUUCCUUACAUGGUUGCUGUUGGCUUCGACCGUGGUAAUGGUUACGAAUUCGAUUGCGGAGGUUCGUUGCUAUCCAACCUGUAUGUACUGACAGCUGCGCACUGCGUCGACACAUUGGAUCGGAUAGAGCCCAGUUUGGUGCGCGUCGGUGUUAUAGAGCUGGGCAGCAACGCUUGGACCGAGGGCACGGACUACCGCAUCGCGCAAAUCAUAACCCACCCGAAUUACACCAGACGAGAGAAAUACCAUGACUUGGCCUUACUCAGGUUGGAAAAAGCAGUCGCAUUCUCGAGCAACGUAAAUGCUGUGUGUUUGGAAACGAGUACAGAAGAUCCAACUGUUCCAUUGACCAUCACCGGUUGGGGGAAGAUAAGUAAUACUAGGAACGCUAAAAGCAAUAUAUUACUCAAGGCGAAUGUGACCGCUGUAAAGGCUGAGAAGUGUAGUGAAUCCUACCUGAAUUGGCGUAAACUACCUAAAGGCAUAUCCGACAGUCAGAUUUGUGCUGGAGAUCCUGAAGGCAUCAGGGAUACUUGUCAGGGCGACUCGGGCGGUCCGCUGCAGAUGUGGCGCGACGUGUACCGGCUAGUCGGCGUGACGUCAUUCGGGCGCGGCUGCGGCUCGCCCGUGCCCGGCGUGUACACGCGCCUGUCGCGCUACCUCGACUGGAUCGAAUCUGUCGUAUGGCCCAAUCACGUUUAACUAAUCGCCGUUCGAACGCAAACUAAUAGUUUUUUUUAUUAUUAUUAUUUUCGAACAAUUCUUAACCCUUUGACUGCCGUGUAGGGACACAGGUGCCCUACGUGGCGCACUAAACUAAUUAUGUCGUACUCUGUUACUAAGACCUCUGGAUUGCCCAAAUUUAUUGUAUAUUGAGCCCAUAGACAUCUACAACGUAAAUGCGCCACCCAUUGGUGGCAGGACCUCUUGUGAGUCCGCACGGGUAGGCACCACCGCCCUACCUACUUCUGCCUUGAAGCAGUAAUGCGCUUCGGUUUGAAGGGUGGGGCAGACAUUGUAACUAUACUGAGAACUUAGAAAUCACAACAGGACUCACAAGAGGCCAUACCACCAGUAAUUACGCAAAUUAUAAUUUUGCGGGUUUGAUUUUUAUUACACGAUGCUAUUCCUUCACCGUGGAAGUCAAUCGUGAACAUUUGUUAAGUACACAUUUCAUUAGAAAAAUUGCUACCCACCUGCGGGAUUCGUACACCCGUGCAUCGGAUACGAAUGCACCGGACGUCUUAUCCUUUUGGCCACGACCACUUUUAGAACUGUUAGAACUUAGAUUCAUUCUUAACAUCUUCGGAUUCAUCUUUCCCAGAGUCUACUACAUAUUACGGCGCCUUAGCAACAGAAAUCGACCUAAUUAGUUCAGUGCGCCACGUAGGGCACCGGUGACCUACAUAGCAGUCAAAGGGUUUAUUAGGGCCUUUAGAGUCAGAAUAUCGAGCAUGAAACGGAAUCUCGGAGUAAAUACGAUAUAAAAAAAAAACAUACGUACAGUCAAAAUCUGUUAUAACUGCUCAUAUACAGUCGUAACAACCGUUGAUGUUUAAUGUAUAUCGUGCAAGUACAAACAAAUCGAUAGGGACUUUAAUAAAGCUUCCUCAAUAUUUGUAUGCUUCGUUGUUCUGGCUCGUUUCAUUUUCAAAAAAUUAUUGUCAUAAAGCGUUUGAAUUUUUUCUCGCUCUUUCCAAAUGGUUGAAAUUGUCGAGUGUGAUACACCAUAUUCCUUUGUUAAGUCUUUGUUUGAAAUCCCGCUCUCUAGCUUGGAUAUAAUACGCGAUUUGUCUUCAAUAUUAAUUUGUUUUCUUUUUCUUUGCGACAUUUUGAAAGUUUUGCGAAUAACUCCACAAAGUUUUGGUGCGUCUUGUGUAUAGAUAAGUAACAAACUAACUGAAGAGAUAUGAAGAAGCGGACUUUGACUCUACCACAUGCACGUGUUUUGUUUUUAAGAAUUAGAAAAGACCCUACACUAAACUAAAUCCUAUUGUUUUCUUUCCUGAUUUUAAUAGCCAUUGAAGACAAAUGUGGAUACCUAUUCAAAUUGUUUACAAUACAGCUUAGCCGGUCGUUCUAACAGACCUAAUUCUCCGAAAUAUUAGUUAAAUGUGGUCGUUUUAUGAGGUAUGUCGUUAUUAGCCAUGUCGUAUAAAGCAAUGUUUUUAAUAAGGCGGUCAUAUAGCAUUCAGCCGGGACCUUAGUCCUAGUUUAUUAUAACCGGCAUGUUGUUCUAAACGAUGUCGCAGUAAACGGUUUUGACUGUAUUUCAAAUGCUAAGCACCGAAAUACAAAUUUUUCUAUUUUUUUAAAUUAAUUAAUUUCUUUUCGAAUUUUCUUACUUGACAUGAUUAUGUCGCAUGUGUGACUCCAUUGUCGCUCCGUGACUUCAAUUUUCCAGUGACUUGCUCACAAUUUUAUUACCAGAAUCCGCCAAUACACUGAAACUACUUUUGGGCAUAUAAAAAUGUAUCUUUCGUGUUUAUUAAAUGGUCAUUUAUGGAUUUAAAACAGUUAGAAAAAUUUGUCAACGUGCCCAUUAGGUACCCAUAAUUUUUUUCUGAAUCCAUAAACUUCCCAAUAUACGUGUCGACUGUGCCUCUUAGAGCGUCUCAUUUGCUUAGUCUUCCCAAUGCUCGUGUCUUUGGUCUAAUUGGUCAAGUAUAUCGUCUAUACAAUUAAUUUAAAAUUGCCAUAUUUGAGAUCAGACACCACAACUCGUUUCACUAUCGAACAUUGUUUCUAUAAUCCACGAAUCUUAUCUUAAUCUACAUUAAUAGGUUGACAUUUGUAUCGUUCGAACUUGCCAAUAUCUAGACUGAAGCACUCGUCUUAAAUCAAUUUCUAUCCAACCGACUCUAACUCUCAGCCAGCUAUGUGUUAGAACUCUCUCAUCUAGGCUCAAGAUUAAAAUGACCAUUUAAUUUAAAAAACAAUAGAAGCAAUCGAAACACGAUAUUCUGGUUAUUAAUAUGUAAAAAGUGCAAACGAGUUAAACACGUUUUGUACAUGUUGCUAUAAUACAUUCUAAAAAGUCAUGCCUCGUAAUAUCCUAAGUGCCAUUUAGCAAGAGUAUACGUCACAACAUUAAUUACUAAGUUUACGCAAACAAAGAUUUGGCAUUUAGAUUUUGUUAAACAAUAUCUUAGCAAUCUGUGUAUCUAACAUCAAUGAUGGCAUCUUUACCCUUUUUAUAAGUUGAUUUGUCUCCAGAAAUUAUGAAAUUUCAAACAAAUUCACCAAUUACUAUUUUAAACGGUCAUCGCAAGUCGUAGCAUUAAUAUUGUAUUUUGACAGUCUAAUUUACUUUUAUUAAAUUUCUAAUGUUUCGAAGAACAAGAAGAAUCAAUAAAAAACGAAGUUACCUUAGCUGGUGUGCUACAGUAAAAUUCAGAAAGGGUAAAUUACCAAUUGACUAUAUACAGAAUAAGUUGUUUUCCUAUUAAUAAAAUAAGUGCAAUUGUAAGUUAUAUGUAACAAUUAUAGAUAUUAAAUAAAUGACACAAUUAAACAGGGUAACAUUAAGCUCUCUAAGAUGAGCAAUUUCUACAUUUUAAUAAAAAAUCUCUUAUCAA
Molecule: messenger RNA, 4058 nt
Organism: Bombyx mori (domestic silkworm)
Lineage: Eukaryota; Metazoa; Arthropoda; Insecta; Lepidoptera; Bombycidae
Product: serine protease snake
Exons: 10
Coding region: 109-1182 (357 amino acids)
Biological process (GO): proteolysis
Molecular function (GO): serine-type endopeptidase activity
Source: RefSeq, a predicted model, not a curated record